AACAGACAGUGGGCUGUUGCAUUAGGAAUAUCAUAAAACUCUAUUCUCUGAAACUUCGGUUGUGAUUGUGCUUUGUCAGUGGUGGUUUUGACUGUGCUUUUUGAAGAUCGGAGAACGGAAGGUAGAACUUUCUGUGGCUGUCUCUACUUAUUUGGAGUGGACUUCUGGGGGAGACUGGUUCUUUGGGAAACAUCCAUUUGGUGGUAGAAAUAAGGGGGGGGAAGUGUGGAAGAAAGUAUCUGUGCUAUGUUAACCGAGGUGUGUGAAUGUGUAGGCAGAGCUAGAUCCAGUGGAAUGGCACUUGUGACCACACAUCACAUUUGCAUGGUGUGUUUUUAUUUUCUUCCUUAUAGUUUCAGGAAGGUUUAUAGCGUGGUUGUGAAAUCUUACAUUAAUCUGAGCUACUCAAAGGGACUUCUUUUCUUGUAGUGGCAUAGUCUCCUUCUUUCUUUCUUCUUUUUUUUUUUCCCCAUGUAAAUGUGCUUGUAGAUCAUCAAGUAUUGAUAUUGUGUGUGCCGCCUAUCUUUGUGCAGACCUUUUCUCUGUGCUUCAAGGCAUGGAGUUAGUUGUGAGCAGUAAGCUGCCCGUGAUUUAGAGGUGAAUGGAGUGGUGGAUUCACAGUAUGUGUGUACAACACAAGUUAUUUCAUCAGCCUCUUUUGGAAGUUGUAGUGAGCCUUGUCCUGUAUUCAUGUAGUGAAAUGAAUUUAGGUGACAGGAUUUGGAUUCUUUUUUUGAUUGACACUUGCUUUUGGUGAAAGACUUAUCAGCAAAGAGGUAGCGCUGUGAAGGCUUCUCUGACUUGUGCAUAAGAAAUUCUUGGGAGGACCUUAGGUGUGUCAUCAUUUUUAUUGCCCAGACAUAAACAUGGCAAAGUCCAUACUGUUUUAGGGUAGGUUAGGAUGCAUCUAGAAACUGGUGUUGGCUGUGAGUUGCUGUUCAGUCAGCUCAAUAUUAACAGGUUGGCUUUUGAUCUUUGUAGAAUCGCUGACUAUCCUGAGUUGGAAAGGACCCAUAAGGAACACUGAAUCCAACUCCCAGCUCUGCACAGGACCACUGACCACCAUCCAAACCCUAUGUCUGAGAGCUGUGCCAAAGCACUCCAUGAACUCCAGUAUCUGUGGCCAUGCCCACUGCCCUGGGCAGCCUGUGCCAUGCCCAGCACCCUCUAGUGCAGAACCUGUCCCUAACUCCCACCUCUCCUGACACAGCUCCGUGCUGUGCCAUCUUUAUAAAAUAAUUUGUGAGUCAAUUGAAUUUGUAGUGUACCCCAGGUAGUGAUAGAACUUGCUAGCUUUCCCAGACCAGCAGCUGGUUUGGGGUGGAAUAUGACCCAUGGGCCACCUGAGGUGCCUCUGGUGCAAAUAGCCUCUACAGUUCUGGCAGAAGGAGCAUAUGAGUGUGUCUUCUGAAAGACUAUUGAGUUACGAUGCUGGUUGUUCAGAGGACAUGGCUUGCAAACAGUGCUAUGGAGAGGGCGUGACAAUAGUUUGCCAUCUACUGAUUAUUUACCGGGACAAGCAGAAUCAUAGUAUGUCCAGGUGAUGUGUGUUGAUCAUGUGUCUCUAGCCCUGGUGUUUUGGUAGUUACCUGGUGUAUUUUCUGCUCUCACUUAAGAAGUGCAGAAGAAAUAGGCAGGGGAACAAUGUAUGAACGUUUGAACAACCAGCUGAAGCCUAUCCAUGCCUGCCUGCUUUAUGCCAACACCAGUGAGAGUGUGGCCACCUGGUUGGCUGAAGCAGGAAGGCUGUCUGCUGAAAAUUAAUCCAGUCUUUUCUAGAGUUAGUUUUCAGCUGGAUCACAAGUGCAAAUGGUGGCUGGAAGGGAUAGACUUGGAUAUUCUUAGACUGAUAGAAGUUAUUUCCUUGGCAGCAGCACGUGCUUGGCCUACUGAAGGUAGGGCAGUGUUUUGACAAGCCUAUCUUUUGACAAGAAUGCAUCUGGGUCCAGUACUGGUUGUAUUACAGAUGUGUGCUUUGUCCUGGGAAAGGGUGAGAACAGCUUUUGCUGAGAGAUAGGAGCAAUUUCAAGUGUAGUUAAAAGUCCCUGAUAAGGGCUGUAUCUAGAAGUAUGGACUGAUCUGAGGUAUUGAGAGUGUUCUGUGUCCCCACCUCAGUUGUCGUGGGGAGAUGUGUGUAGUGUUGGAAUACUCAUAUCGACUUGCCUGUUUGCUUACACAUGAUCUUAAAGGAGCGUGACAGCUGAAUAAAAGCACUGAAUAACACUUCCUGCGUCCUCCUUGUUUCCUAGUUGCACUCUUAUCAGUGAGGUGUAUAAUCAGAUACUCUGUUAAACAGCAGCUUAUUAAAAAAAAGUAACGUGCAGUUCAGUUGCAAGCGUGCAGGAAAGGCAGAUGUUAACCAACUGUUAAGGUGUACAUGUGUGUGAAAACCAGCAAUAAGUCUGGGCUCACCUUCUGUCAGCGUAGGUGUUGUCCCACUUAAGUGGUUAAAUGAGGAUGGGGGAAAUAGGAUGUGCCCUUCCCAGCCAAAUUGUGCGAAAGGAGCUGGUGCGUUCAUUCAUUGCCUUAGCCCAUCUCUCCAGUCACAUGGGGAACCCAGUGGUGGAUGCACGCAUUUCUUCCUGGUGGCAGCAGCUCAGACUGCUGCUGAUGCCACUGCUCUCGGUCCCUCCCGAGGCUACAGCUCUUUGCAGAGCAGUCUCUUAACUCCAGCUGCUCUCUCAUCUCUUUCCUGCUUCACUACCCCAGUUACAAUUCAGGGUGCUGGCUCAGCUUGCAUUCAAAGUCAUCGCUUGUUUUCAAUAGCAGCAGGCUUCUAGCCUUUUUCUUUUUCCAUGCUGGUUUUGGGCUUUUGCCACCCUUGGUCCAGCACAGAUUGACAGCCUCAGAAAGGCAGUGUGGGGAAAAAAAGAGCUGCACUCUUUCUUGUACGCUAAAAGGUUUCUUGCCUUUAAUGCUUCGUGUCACAGUAAGGCCAUAAGUUUGAUACUUUCAUCUACUUGGUAUGCCUUUAUUUCAUCUCCACAUUCUCCUCCUCAAAGAGGGAGAAAAGACUGAAGUGAAUCAGCGAUAGCUACAGCUGUUCCUGCUGAAGCAGCCACAAUGCUGUACACCUCCAAGUACCUGGCCACUUGUUGCUGUCAAGCAAUGCAAGCCCUGCUUCUGCAGUCUGAGGGCACAAAGAGGGAGCAAGCUACUUUGUGUGGUUUGUUUUUUCUUCUUUUAACUUCUGUUUGCAUCUCAGUAAUAUGGUGGUUAGUUCACAGAAGAUGGUUCAUGAGUAAGUUACUGUUAGGUAAGAUGAGUAUCUAUGUCUUGUUAGUUACUCAGUAGUGGCUGCUUGUGUGCAUGCUCUCACCUUAUUGCUGAGAAGCAAGUUGUCUUACACCGGCCGUGGGCUAAGACUGUGCUGGUGAGCAGCAAAGGGAAGUAAACUAGAAGGUGGCGUUACCUUGCAAUAACCUUCUAUUUUAUACCUCAUAAUGCCAAGUUGAACUUGAAUGUUUCAAGCAACAGAGCUCCAGCCGUUUCUUCUGAUAGAUUCUGUCCACCGUGAUGCGUGCUGGUGUUUGUGCUUUCUCUUUUAAGGGAAAGGGUGAAUUUGUUGCUGUGGUGACAGCAGUGUGUCAGUAUAGGCACUGACAUGGCACUGCCAGCAUUGUUGUCUUGGGUGGGGAAAGGGAAGAAGCGAUAGGAGGAGGUAAUUGGAGUCAGGGAUCAUUGUGCUGCUGUAGUACGUUUUGCUGGAUGAGGCAGCUUGUUGCAAUAGGUAUUUGUUUCAGUUUCUGUCUGCAGGUGUGACUUAGCUAGAUAAGGAUGGUCUAUCACGUUGAUGAUUUCAUUGUUUGAUUUGGCUGGAUUGAGUGGAGAAUGUAGCUCCAUUGUUUGGGACCAGCAUUGUAGUUUGGUUUUGUUGAAGUGUAUUACACGGCAAGGUAUUGCCUCAUUAUUAAGGUGAAGCUGCAGUAGAUAACAGUUGGAGAACGUUGGAGGGAAGGGGACAUGCAGAGUGUUUCACAGUGCACACUGAGCCUCACAGCAGCUCCUGUGCUCCCGUUGGAGGGAUCUGGUCAGCAGAAGAGACUGAGGUAGCACAGAAAAAACACUGGUAGCUCUUUUGGCGUGCAGUCACACUAAAUGCAAGGCUAUCUGCUGGUGUAAGCACGGGGUGCUCAGAGAGACUGUGUUGGCUCUGACAGUUCGGAUGCUGUCUGGCUUCAUACUGCUCCUGCAGCCUCUCUUGUUUUCAGAGUGGUUGAAGGAGAAGAAGCUGGCAGGUAGCUAGCUGAUCUUUCUUUACUGACCUCAAAUUUACUAUUGAGUUGCUCCUCAAAGUCUGUUUCCCUGUGUCAAUAUGUUUUCAGGCACUUGUGUUUUCUUUGAGAUGUGGCUGAGCAUUACUGUUGGAGGGUUGUCUCCAGUACUGAAAGUGUGGCUCUUAGCCUAUGAACUCCUUUGACCUACAACCGUAGUGCAAAAGGUCCUUUCUGCACUUCUCACAAGCAAACUUCAGGGCUGUCUUACACAGAAAGGUUUUGGCGUGAGUUCCCUUCUCCCCGGAGCAUAGCACAGUGACAUGGAAUAAGGGCUGGUAGAACAGCAGGUUGUGCAUCUUCCUUCUAAAACCUGCCUGGUUCUCCCCUAGAUGUGGUGGAGCCGUUAGCUGGCUUUACCUGAUACUUCAUGUUUUUAUUUAUGGCUUUUGUGGAUGUGGAGGAGGUUUUGUAUGGAGCAUAGAGGUUUGGCUGGACUCGCAGUGAGGGGAAAGUAAGCUUUUGAAGAGGAAUGGGUGCAGAGAAAGGGGAGGUUGCUCAUAUGAGCCUUGUGCCAGCUUCUCAGAGCACAGAUGAGCUCAUGGGAAUCCAGCAAGCUUAAAUGUGGGAGUGUUGAAGCAGGUCUGAGCUACCUCCCCUCUUCACAUCCUUGUGCCACAGGCUUCUUCAGAUGGUUCUAGUCUGACGAUGGCGUUUUUGCUUCUGAUGAAUGUUGCCAGCCUAGGCAAAGGCUCUCCCCAUCAGUGAUUGAGAGCAAGUUUUGAUUCGUCUGCUUCUGGAGCUAGGUGCAGGGAAGGAAGGGGUGGCAGCUGGCUGGGCUGCGUGUUCUUGUUGCUGUGUUGCUGAACUCUGCCUCUCUCCUUGUUUUCAGGUGAUCAUUGCUUGUGAGAGGAGUGGUUUGCACCUCAUGGCCUCCACAAUGAGUACUGCUGUGUCGUGACGCCAGGGGUCUUGUGUGCCCUGGAGAUGCGAGACUUCCCCUGGGCAGCAGGAGGCACGCGUCUAGAGAAUGCUGGAGCUGCAGGAGGGAAGCACCCCGUGCAAAACCAGAGAGGAGCAAAGAGAAAAAAGGCAAGCAGACAGACAGCACUGAGAGAAGCGGGUGGCAGAAAGUGCUACAGAGCUGCCUCUGGCGGCACAGUCCCCAGAGGAACUUGACGAGAGCCCAUCUGCGUGCGUGUGAGACAGCUCAGGAUUUCUGUCAAUGCAUUCCAGUAACCCCAAAGUGAGGAACUCCCCGUCAGGCAACACACAGAGUAGCCCCAAAUCAAAGCAGGAGGUGAUGGUCCGUCCCCCUACAGUGAUGUCCCCAUCUGGCAACCCCCAGCUGGAUUCCAAGUUUUCCAACCAGGGCAAACAAGGGGGCUCGACCAGUCAAUCCCAGCCCUCUCCCUGUGACCCCAAAAGUGGAGGUCAUCCCCCGAAAGUGCUCCCUGGCCCAGGUGGGAGCAUGGGGCUGAAGAAUGGGGCUGGAAAUGGUGCCAAGGGGAAGGGAAAGAGAGAGAGAAGCAUUUCAGCAGACUCCUUUGAACAGAGGGAAGCUGGGACUCCUAAUGACGACCCUGAAAUCAAAGACUGCAAUUCUGCUGAUCAUGUGAAGUCCCAGGAUUCUCAGCACACACCGCACUCCAUGACUCCUUCAAAUGCUUCAGCCCCAAGGUCUUCCACACCUUCCCAUGGCCUGACUGCUGCUUUGGAACCAGCAAGUGGGCAGAAGACUCCAUCCAAAGUGGUUUAUGUCUUUUCUACUGAGAUGGCCAACAAGGCUGCAGAAGCCGUGCUGAAGGGACAGGUGGAAACCAUUGUGUCCUUUCAUAUCCAAAACAUCUCAAACAGCAAGGUGGAACGAAACACUGUACCCUUGAACCCCCAGAUCAAUGCACUUCGGACUGAACCCAAACCCCUGCCGCAGCCACAGCCCCCUACUGCCCAGGACCAGAACCCUCCUCAGAACGCCAAAAUGCAGCCGACUGCACCUGUGUCAGCACCAGUAUCCAAAUCCACUGGUCCCCCGUGUCCCAUAGACCAGGACAGUCCCAGUGUGGAAAGCAAAGUGAUGUCUGUGGGCAGCCCUGCCAACUCGACCCCGCUGCAGACAGAAGGAUUUGGGCAGAGUUCAACCCCCAAUAAUCGAGCAGUUAGCCCCGUUUCCCAAGGUAGCAAUAGCUCUGCUGCAGACCCCAAAGGUCCUCCCCAGCAGGUGUCUGGUGGGGACCCAUCCAGUUUGGGUGAGAAUCCAGAUGGACUGUCGCAGGAGCAGCUGGAACAUCGAGAGCGCUCAUUGCAGACCCUGAGAGACAUACAGCGCAUGCUCUUCCCUGAUGAGAAGGAGUUUGCUGGAGGGCAAAGCGGAGGGCCACCUGCAAAUUCUGGGGUGAUGGAUGGGCCCCAAAAGAAACCUGAAGGGCCAAUACAGGCCAUGAUGGCACAAUCCCAAAGUUUAGGCAAAGGGUCAGGGUCUCGGACAGAUGGAGGGGCUCCGUUUGGCCCUCAAGGACACAGGGACAUGCCCUUUUCCCCAGAUGAAAUGGGGCCACCACCAAUGAACUCCCAGUCGGGACCUAUAGGCCCAGACCACCUGGACCACAUGACUCCUGAGCAGGUGGCCUGGCUCAAGCUGCAGCAGGAGUUCUACGAGGAGAAGAGAAGGAAACAAGAGCAGGUUGUUGUGCAGCAGUGUUCCCUGCAGGACAUGAUGGUCCAUCAGCACGGGCCUCGUGGGGUUGUCCGAGGCCCCCCUCCUCCCUACCAGAUGACCCCCGGGGAAGGCUGGGGACCUGGGGGUCCAGAGCCCUUCCCUGAAGGCAUGAACAUGUCACACUCUCUGCCCCCCAGGGGUAUGGCCCCUCAUCCUAAUAUGCCUGGGAGCCAGAUGCGCCUGCCUGGUUUUGCAGGAAUGAUGAACCCUGACAUGGAGGGCCCCAGUGUCCCAAAUCCUGCCUCUCGGCCGGGGCUUUCAGGAGUCAAUUGGCCAGACGAUGUGCCAAAAAUCCCAGAUGGCCGAAACUUCCCUCCUGGCCAGGGUGUCUUCAGUGGCCCUGGCCGAGGGGAGCGGUUCCCCAACCCGCAGGGCCUGCCGGAAGAGAUCUAUCAGCAGCAGCUGGCUGAGAAACAGAUGGGCCUCCCUCCUGGCCUCAACAUGGAAGGCAUCAGGCCUGGCAUGGAGAUCAACAGAAUGAUCGCCUCCCAGAGACACAUGGAGCCUGGGAAUAACCCCAUCUUCCCUCGCAUGCCAGUGGAAGGGCCGAUGAGCCCCUCCAGGGGGGACUUCCCAAAAGGAAUGCCCCCCCAAAUGGGCUCUGGCAGGGAGCUGGAGUUUGGGAUGGGCCCUGGUGGCAUGAAGGGGGACAUGGGCAUGAAUGUCAGCAUGGGCUCCAACCCACCCCUGGUACCUCAGAAGUUGAGGGAGGCAGGAGUUGGACCGGAAGAGAUGAUGAAACUGCGACCGGGUGUCUCGGAGAUGCUCUCCUCUCAGCAGAAGAUGGUGCCGCUGCCGUUUGGGGAGCACCCGCAGCAGGAGUAUGGCAUGGGUCCCAGGCCUUUCCUUCCCAUGUCUCAGGGCCCGGCAGUUGGUCUCCGAAACCUCAGAGAACAGAUAGGGCCUGACCAAAGGACUAACAACCGGCUCAGCCACAUGCCGCCACUACCUCUCAAUCCCACCAGUAACCCUAAUAGCCUCAACACUGCUCCCCCUGCGCAGCGCAGCCUGGGCCGCAAGCCCUUGGAUAUCUCCGCAGCCGGUCAGGUGCAUUCUCCAGGAAUCAAUCCUCUGAAGUCUCCCACCAUGCGCCAGGUCCAGUCUCCCAUGAUGGGGUCUCCCUCGGGGAACCUCAAGUCUCCUCAGACGCCCUCCCAGCUGGCAGGAAUGCUCGCAGGCCCCACCGCCGCAGCUGCCGCUGCUUCCAUCAAGUCCCCCCCGGUCUUGGGGUCUGCUGCUGCUUCUCCUGUCCACCUCAAGUCCCCGUCUCUCCCUGCACCUUCUCCAGGAUGGACUUCGUCUCCGAAGCCUCCUUUGCAGAGCCCUGGCAUCCCCCCGAAUCACAAGGCGUCUCUCACCAUGUCUUCUCCAGCCAUGCUGGGGAACGUGGAGUCAGGUGGUCCACCUCCUUCCACCGUCAGCCAGCCUGCUCCUGUGACUCUCCCUGGAAAUCUUCCCUCUAGCAGUCCUUACACAAUGCCUCCAGAGCCGACCCUCUCCCAAAAUCCUCUCUCCAUUAUGAUGUCCAGGAUGUCCAAAUUUGCCAUGCCCAGCUCAACACCGCUCUAUCACGAUGCCAUCAAAACUGUGGCCAGUUCAGAUGAUGACUCCCCUCCUGCACGCUCCCCAAACUUGCCUCCUAUGAACAGUGUACCAGGAAUGGGCAUUAAUUCUCAGAAUCCUCGAAUUUCAGGUCCAAACCCAGUGGGUCCAAUGCCAACCCUUAGCCCCAUGGGAAUGACCCAGCCUCUUUCCCAUAACAACCAGAUGCCCUCUCCAAAUGCUAUGGGACCCAAUAUACCUCCUCAUGGGGUCCCCGUGGGACCCGGCUUGAUGUCACACAACCCGAUGAUGGGGCACGGUUCCCAAGAGUCUCCAAUGGUACCUCAAGGACGCCUGGGCUUCCCACAGGGGUUCCCUCCUGUACAGUCUCCUCCACAGCAGGUGCCGUUCCCACACAACGGGCCCAGCGGUGGACAAGGCAACUUCCCAGCGGGAAUGGGUUUCCAUGGAGAAGGACCUCUGGGGCGUCCCACCAACCUGCCCCAAAGUUCGACAGAUCCAGCACUUUGCAAGACUGGAGGCCCUGGUGGUCCAGACUCCUUCACUGUUCUCGGAAACAAUAUGCCUUCGGUUUUCACUGACCCAGAGCUGCAGGAGGUGAUCCGUCCUGGAGCCACGGGAAUACCUGAGUUUGACCUGUCCCGGAUUAUCCCAUCGGAGAAGCCCAGCCAGACGCUACAGUAUUUCCCUCGCGGAGAGGUGCCAGGCCGCAAGCAACCGCAGGGCCCCGGGCCCGGGUUCUCCCACAUGCAGGGAAUGAUUGGAGAGCAGACCCCGCGGAUGGGACUAACGUUGCCUGGCAUGGGGGGCCCCGGGCCAGUGGGAACUCCGGAUAUCCCCCUUGGGACGGCUCCGUCCAUGCCGGGUCACAACCCGAUGAGGCCGCCGGCCUUUCUGCAGCAAGGCAUGAUGGGGCCGCACCAUCGCAUGAUGUCACCAGCACAAACAGCAAUGCCUGGCCAGCCUGCGCUAAUGAGCAACCCUGUGGCUGCCGUGGGCAUGAUCCCAGGCAAGGACCGAGCCCCCGCCGGGCUGUACAGCCACCCGGGCCCUGUGGGGUCACCUGGGAUGAUGAUGUCAAUGCAGGGCAUGAUGGGACCCCAGCAAAACAUCAUGAUUCCCCCCCAGAUGAGGCCCCGAGGUAUGGCUGCUGAUGUUGGCAUGGGAGGAUUUAGCCAAGGCCCUGGAAACCCAGGGAACAUGAUGUUUUAAGCUGCUACCGUAAGACUGGAUGUUCCGAUCCUUGUCAAGAUGAGAUUCCAAGUCCUGAGGGCUUUUUUGGGAGCUUCAGGAGUACAGUUUGGCCAUGCAAUAGGUGAAAAGAGACCAGAGAACACUUUGGGAAAUCUCGAAUGUAUGGAAUUACCUGAAAAAAAAUUAUUCAUUUUAACAGGUUGUUUUUUUUGUUUUUUUUGUUUUUUUUUUAAGAUUUAUUUUUUAAAAAUUAUUUUUGUGGACUUGGGUAUCCCGUGAUGGCACCUGCUUUGAGAAUCUGUAGCUGUAUUUUGAGAAUUGCCAUUUGUCACAAGUUGCACCAUUCUCUGUAUGUUUACGUCCUUUGGACUGGCUUCUCCCAGGACUCUCAGUUAUUUUGUUAUUUUUUUUUUUUUUUGUGUACUGUACUAUAUUGUAAAAGGGAUUUUAGCAGAGACUUUAGUCUUUGGGGUGAGAGGAGAAUGGGAUUCUAGGCUGUUUACUUUAGGUGGAGAAUCCAUCUUCAGAACUUCGGACUAUUUUCCUUCAACUCCAAUGUAUAGAAAAACCAAACUACGACCUCAGAGCAGAGUAUUAAUGAAAAGCACAAAAAGGAACUUAAGUUCAGUGAGGGGAAUCUUUUAAAAGAAAUAAAUAAUAAGUUAAGGACAUAUUUUUCAAAUUAUGGCGUGCUGUCCAGCACCUUCUGUCUCUCCCUCCCACUCUUUAUUAAAUAGGCUUCUCUCUCUCUCCGUCCCCCUUCUAUCUCCUCCUAUGGCAGCUGCAAUACAUUGUGUUAUUUUGGGGGGUAAAUCUAGGUGCGCCUCUCCUCACGUGGGGACUCUUCCCACUUCUAGGAAGGGGCUGGACUUGGACACUGUUACAUUCUACAGUAGUCUCUCUCACUGUUUCCUAUUCUCCUUUUCUUAGAAACCCCAAGUGAUUUUAUUAAUGUGGGAGUGGAACAGACACUAAAAGUUAUCCAGAAUUUUUUUUGUGGUUAUUUUUUUUUUUUUUUUUCCUCCCCAGCGUAAAACGUUCUGUGUAACCUCCAUUAAAUUUGGUACAAAACCACUCGCCAGGGCUGUGGUGUCAGAAAAAUAAAAUAUAUUGUUUCUUACAAA
This is a messenger RNA of Lagopus leucura (white-tailed ptarmigan), 10814 nucleotides long. It is a transcript of the gene BCL9, whose product is annotated as BCL9 transcription coactivator. The transcript is spliced from 8 exons. Bases 5440 to 9708 code for a protein of 1422 amino acids. Lineage: Eukaryota; Metazoa; Chordata; Aves; Galliformes; Phasianidae. Gene Ontology annotation, biological process: positive regulation of transcription by RNA polymerase II; canonical Wnt signaling pathway. Gene Ontology annotation, molecular function: beta-catenin binding; transcription coactivator activity. The record is from RefSeq and is a predicted model, not a curated record. Gene Ontology annotation, cellular component: beta-catenin-TCF complex.